AUGCGAAGCUAUUGUCUGUCUCCUCACUUACUUGACUCUUUGUUCACUCAGACCCGAUAUGUUACGCUGCGCUUUUCGGUCCUUCACUCCCCUGCGCAGCACCAGUUGAACCAAUACCGCGCGAUAUUUUCAUCGGGUGAUCUGGUUACUAGAAAGGUGCCUGUUAUCAUUGGUAACCCAGGAGAAACCUACGUUUUGAUUGAUCCAGGUGUUGGCAGUGCACUCUGCGCUGCUAGCCCCUUUACUUCUGCUUCUGCUGCUAUUUCCGAAGACAGAUGUAAACUCACUUAUUUUCAUGAUUCGCAGCACUUUGGUUUGGGUAAGAUUGUCAAGCUACCCCGACUCUAUGUCCCUCAAUAA
Penicillium macrosclerotiorum is the source of this 360-nucleotide messenger RNA. RefSeq lists its product as uncharacterized. NCBI's taxonomy places the organism in Eukaryota, Fungi, Ascomycota, Eurotiomycetes, Eurotiales, Aspergillaceae. The record is from RefSeq and is a predicted model, not a curated record. The transcript is spliced from 3 exons. The coding region runs from base 1 to 360 and encodes 119 amino acids.